Molecule: messenger RNA, 681 nt
Organism: Protopolystoma xenopodis
Lineage: Eukaryota; Metazoa; Platyhelminthes; Monogenea; Polystomatidea; Polystomatidae
Source: the annotation of a GenBank genome assembly
AUGUGUCUACCACAGCAACACCACUCUAUCAUCUCAAAUUUUUCUGGCGCAUGUGUCGGACCUGGAUGUCUUAGAAGCCCUUCACUUGCCACUGUCAGUAACCUCACAAACACACUCUACUCAGCCACAACGGGACCAUUGGCUGCCACUACAAGACAACAAGCACCGAACGUUGCCCGAUCUCCUACUGCCUCUUCUGCUCCAACUUUAUCGCAAGUACUGACACCGUCAGCUUCAACACUUGCUUCACCAUCAACAGCAUCAGCUUCUAACCCUUUCAGUCAAGUCGCCGUUUCGGGCCAGACGUCAAUUUCUCUGCCAGCAGGCGCGAGGACCACACUUGUCUCACUCGGUCUACCGACUUGUCAGCCUGUCCAAGGACCAGCUACGAAUCAAGCGCCUAUGCAAUACAGGCGCCUCUCACUCUCCACUGCUACCACAGCUGUUGCGACUAGCCUUGUGCCUACUGUCACCUGUGUUGUUUCGUCUGCCGCAUUUCCCACUGCUUUGCCAUCGGAGCCGGCUUCAUUGACUGCUACCACCCAUCUCAGGCCACUCUAUCCUGCUGUGUCCAGUAGUCAACUUUCAAUAGCAAAUGCCGUCAUUUCGAGCCCAGCCCCGCCACUUGUUAGCCCGCCGGCUACGCCAAUCGGUUCUGGCCACCAUCAGCUACUCCCAUAG